This is a messenger RNA of Musa acuminata AAA Group (dessert banana), 2018 nucleotides long. RefSeq lists its product as uncharacterized. Bases 337 to 1248 code for a protein of 303 amino acids. The transcript has a single exon. Lineage: Eukaryota; Viridiplantae; Streptophyta; Magnoliopsida; Zingiberales; Musaceae. The record is from RefSeq and is a predicted model, not a curated record.
AAUUUAUUAAAUAGAAAGGAAUAUUUUCUGAAAUGCUGUGUCCUCCUGCGUAUUAUCCUUAGGAAGAAGAAUAUCCGGCGGGAUAUUCCCACUGCAUUGUUGAAAGAACGGCGUUUCGACAUCCCAUCUCUUUCCACCCGUUCGAGUUACCUUUCUGUGAACUGGAGAAUCCCGUAGGGUCCUUGCUGACUGGAUAAGGUGCUCCCGUUAUAUAAUGUGGACUACUCGUACUAUUUUGGAGAAGCUGGACCCCACCAUCGCCACCGACCUUUCUACGUACCAUAAAGUGCCACCACCACCUCCUCCUCCGCCUCGAAGAAGGUCUCUUUAGCGCAAAUGGCGUACAUACGAAUGAAGCGGGCCACCGGCCCGCUCGACGGCGAAGUUAAGGCGCGCCUGCGUGGAGACGGCGCCCUCCGCGUCGCUGGCUAUGCCAGUACCGGCAGCGACCAAGGCGCCGCCACCUGCCUCUCCCGUCUCGUCCACGCCUUCAUUGAGACUGGCGGCCACGAUACCCCCUCUUCGCCCAAGGAUGAUGGAGACGACGAAGAUGGGUCCGAAGCGGACGCUGCCGCUUUCGAUCGGGAUCGCGCCGCCGCGAAGAUAGUCCGGGAGCUGAUAUGCCCCGCGGUGGACAUGAAUCAGUUCCGAAGGAGGCUGGCGGGCGAGGUCUACGAGACGGCGGAGGGGUUCGCCUGGCUAAGGUCAAGCUGCGGUGGUUCUGCCUUCCGGCGCGCGGUGAUGGCGCGGCUGAGGGAUGCGGGGUACAAUGCCGGGAUCUGCAAGGCGAGCUGGGAAACCUCCGGCGGUCUCACCUGCGGGAGUUACGAGUACAUCGACGUGGUGGCGACGGCGGGGGAAGGGGAUGGCGACGAGCAGGGGAGAAGGUACAUCGUGGACUUGGAGUUCGCGGCGGAGUUCGAGGUGGCGAGGGCGACGGAGGGGUACAAGGAGGUGGUAGCGGCGCUGCCGAGGGUGGCGGUGGCGGGGGAGGAGGCGGUGAGGGCGGCUGUGCGGGCAGUGGCGGACGCGGCGCGGAGGUCGCUGCGGGCGCGGGGCCUGCACGUGCCGCCAUGGCGGAAGAGCCGCUACAUGCUCGCCAAGUGGCUCGGGCCCUACCGGCGGACGACCAACCCAGUGCCGACCUCGCUCCCCGCCGCGCCGCCUGGCGGCGACGUGAAGUGCCGCGCGGUGGGGUUUCCCACGGCGGCAAGGCUGUUGGCGGCCCCCACCGCCAGGACCCGGUAGUAGAGCCGGCGACGGGCGCGGCGAGCAGUGACCGAGUUCUUUUUCCUUGUCUAUAAGCGGUGAUCGACCAAGUCGGUGACGUGACAGCGAUGACGUGGGCGAAUCUGUCUCGUGAUUGACCAAUUAUAACGGGACCACGUUUUGUGGAUAAUCGGUAAUCAUACCGGUCGAGGAUGUCAUAUCCUUUUCUGUAGAACAUGCAAUGUAGUAAGAGCAGAGGCCGAGGCUGAUUUGACGUGGCACACAGCAUCACUGCCGUUGAAUCAUGAUUCGACGGGCUGAUGGACCUCGCGGUCAUCCUCAGAGAUGGGUCCCGCUCGUGGUUGCCGAUAGCGGCCGCCAAUCUGGCGUGAGACGCACGACGCGGUGCAUAAUUGAGCUGGGCCCCCACCGUACCAGGUUCAUCUCAACCGCUCAUCUUGGAGCGACAUCUGAUGUGACGCGCACGAGAGAGGUAGUGGUCUGGGUUCUUGAUCUUGAAGUCCGACGGCAACGUCGGUCGUGACUCGGGUUGCGUGGUUCGAGAUCAUCCGUUGGUGGUGGAUGCAUUGAUAUCGUCAAUGGAAAUAUGCAUCAACGAGGUAUUCGACCGACUGACCAUGAGAAGCGUUCUUUGGCAAGACGCUUAGACCUGCAUUCUCUCUCGCUCAUGCAUUAACGAGGUGUUCGACAAAAUGACGAUGAGAAGCAUUCUUCGGCAAGACGCGUCCACUUAGAUAUCAACCACCUAACGUCGAGGCAUCGUCCACUUGGAGUAUGUAGAAAGGGGA